CGUGUUCGGGAGGAGCGUUGAGGCCCGCGAGCAAGCCUGCGGGAUACCUGCGAGCAAGCCUGCGACGAAAUUUCCCCGCAUUUCCCUUCAAUUUUCCAGCUUUGCUGCAGUUUAUGCCGCAUUGAUCAAAUCCAUGCAAGAUGUCAACUAUGUCAAGUGCUUUCUGUGGUUGCGACGAAGGAGUGGAGUUGGUAGACGAUGAGGAACAUGUCGGAUUCGUGAGCGACAACAAUUCGAUCGUUCUAGGGACAGCAAGUACCCGCAGCACGCUCAAUUUGGUGCCUUCGACGGUGACGGGACAUCGACAGUCGAACGCGUCUUCAAGUUGGUUUCGCAAACAGGAAAAUGGUCAAGACGAGAACACAGAGGUCGCUGAAUCGAUGGCAACAGGUCCCAGACCACUAAAGUCAUGGUUUGGAAAGAGGGACGACCAAUCUGCCUCUCUCCGUUCCGCCUCCCUCGAAGAAGAAGAAGAGCCAAAUGAGGGAGAAGCUCUUGUUCCCCCAAACAGCAAUGAGCUUCAGGGCAACCAAGGUGAGAUCACAAGGAUCGUCUCGACUAUCGUCGUUGAAAACCAAAGUGCUGUAACACCCGUGCAAGCAGGAAAAGAAGUGGAUGAGGAAGAGUACGAAGAAGAAAUUCGUCGUAGGAACCAGACGCCGACGAUUCUUCGGCUCUUGGUGGAUCCCAUGAACAAGUGGGCGCAAUCUAGGACCUGUUUAUCCUUCAUUUUCGUAGCAAUUCUUGCUCUCAAUGUUUUGGCAAUCACAUUGGCAAUCACCGGGUUGGUGGACUCGACAAAGACGGCGAAAACAGACUAUGGUGUUGUUGCUGCGACUGAUUACAACAGCGCCACAAGCGUACCUGUUGCCUUCCAAGAGGAUUCCUCAACGUUAGAUGCUGCCGUCACCAGUCCUCAAGAGGAAGAAACUGUGGAAAAUAAUCAAGAGCAAGAGGAUGCGGAAACCACCAAUGAAGGCAACCGCAACCCUGAAAAUGGCACUUCGGUUGUCGAAGAACAACCCGUGGAGAUGUGCAGGGACGACGACAUUUUGACUCGAACAGAACAGAACUGCCACGAUAUGUACCUGAAUGAUUAUCGAAUUUGUAGGAGCUUUGAAGGCUGCGGCUGUCUUCCCACUGGAAACCUCAUUGGCGACAUGUUCCCAAAUGGUCCUCCCACCGAUUGUGACACUGGUAUGGAACCCAUUUGCAAUGCAUUUCGGGAAAAAUGGAACUGUUGCAAUGAAGAUUGCAGAAGUUUAACCUUGGGCUAUGUGGAAUGCCUUGGCAAUGCUGCUCUUGCUUGUGCACAAACUGGAUUUCAAUGUUCCUUGCAGUGCACGAGCAGUGCGUUCUCUCCUACAUCAGCAUCUGUGGUGGCGUCCACUGUGGUUGCAUUCUUGAUAUCUUUCUUGUUGUAAGAAAAUGUCUUGCCUCAAAUCGAACCUAUGAUCUGCCCCAGAUCUGCAUUCUAACCCAACAUCCCGCGGAGGCUGUAUUUAUUAAAAAGCCCACCGAAGCCAAGUUCAUUCUUUUACAUACAUACUAGUAUGAUGUUGUCCACUAAGUUAGAACAUUCAUCUAUAAACUGAACUGCAUUAUUUGUUUUG
Molecule: messenger RNA, 1613 nt
Organism: Seminavis robusta
Lineage: Eukaryota; Bacillariophyta; Bacillariophyceae; Naviculales; Naviculaceae
Source: the annotation of a GenBank genome assembly